This is a messenger RNA of Raphanus sativus (radish), 2166 nucleotides long. RefSeq lists its product as uncharacterized. Bases 222 to 2024 code for a protein of 600 amino acids. The transcript has 3 exons. The record is from RefSeq and is a predicted model, not a curated record. Gene Ontology annotation, molecular function: protein binding. NCBI's taxonomy places the organism in Eukaryota, Viridiplantae, Streptophyta, Magnoliopsida, Brassicales, Brassicaceae.
UGUUACGUAGGUCUAUAUAUCUUUUCAUAUGAAGAGGAGAGAUAUGGCUAAUAGGAAGACCUAAAGAAAUAAUAUUCAUAUCGUAUAUAAAGGUUUCGAAAUCUAAAUAAAAAAGAAGACAAAAGCAAAUAAUUUUUGUAAAAAAAAAGUUGAAAAUUGAAAAAAAUAUCCCUAAAAACUGCGAGCGUGUUGUAUUUGGUUCAGGCUAGUGAACCGAGAAGAUGAUGAGGGAAGAAGACAUGGUAGUAACAUCAAACGGCACGAACGACGACGACUAUACUAAUAAUAAUAUUAACAGUUGCAGUGGUUCUGAUAACAACCGUAACGGAGACGCUAACCAGAUCAGUCAAGUAUGGGGAACGUGGGAGGAGCUUCUGUUAACAUGCGCCGUUAAACGCCACGGUUCUAAAGAUUGGGACUCCGUCGCCAAGGAGGUUGGCUCCCGGAGCUCUCUGGACGCCUCCGCUCAUGACUGCAGCCUUAAGUAUCAAGAUCUCAGGCGUCGGUUCGACGACGACGACGGGCAAGGAAAUACCGAUGACAGAGACGGUGAAAUCGUCGAGCGGUUAAGGAGUCUUCGUGUGGCGGAGCUCCGGCGAGAGGUUCAGCGACGCGACGAGUCGAUAUUGUCGCUUCAGUUAAAAGUUAAGAGGUUAGAGGAGGAGAACAACGGAGAUGAUGGUGACGAUAAACCAGAUCUGGAAGACGACUCUAAAGCGGUUAGAUCGCUCAACAACGAAACAGAGCCGGUAAGGCUAAACCGGGAAACGACGGAGUCUGACCACCGGUCGAUGAACGAGUCCAAUUCGACUGCCUCCGUUGCCGAUCAUGAGCGAUUAAACGGAGACAAUUCGAGAAAUCCAGAUUCCGCUCAUAAGGCGGCGGAUGAGGGAACGGUUAGUAGGAGAUCGGGAACGAGUCAUUCCGGCGAGUUAGGCGAGUCAGGAACGUCCACGGGGCCUCGGAAGCGAACGAAGAGAGGACAGAAAUACAUUAGCGGCGAGGAUAGCAGCAUACGCGGUGGAAGCGGCGGUAAUAUUAAAACGGCGGGGAAUAAACCACAGCCGUUGAUUGAAAUCAUUAAGCUGAUUCGUUCUCAUCCGCGCGGAUCCCUGUUCGAAUCUCGUCUUCGGAGCCAGGAGACGAAGGAUUACAAGGGAUUGAUAAAACAGCAUUGGGACAUUGAAACAAUAGAGAGGAAGAUGGAGAAAGGAUCUUAUGUUUCUUCAAGUCUUUCUUUUUACAGAGACGUCAAGCUUCUCUUCACAAACGCCAUUGUUUUCUUUCCUGCAUCUUCCUCAGAAUACAUGGCUGCACAAGAGCUAAGAACCCUCGUCUCAAACGAAAUGAAGAAAAAAACAGGAAUAUUAAUUCGUAGUGUCAUCAAAGCAGAAGCUGAAUCUUCGGUUUCUAGACAGAAACCGUUUGCUCCUCCUCUUGUUGCAUGUAAGAAGAAGAACCCUGCAUCGAAAAAGACACAUCCUUCUUCAAGCCUUCAACAAAAAGAUGAGAAGAAGACUCGGGAAGUUUCAGAGGAGAAAACUGUGACUACUGCUGCAAGAAGCUCUAGGAGAACGAGCAAGGGUUUAGAAGUUGUUGCCAAGGAUACCAAAAUGGGACGAGCCAAAAAUAAUAAGAAACAAAAAACAUAUUCAUCGAGUGAUGAUGAUGAUGGGGACAAAGAAGAGACUCCUAAGACAGAGAAGAAGAGAGCAGUGGCAGCAUCAGAGAAGAAGAAGAGUGUAGCUGAAUUCUUGAAAAGAAUAAAAACUAACUCUCCACAGAAAGUAAAAGAAACAACGAGUAAAGAUCAGAAGAAGAGUGAUGGAAACGUAAAGAAAGAGAACAGUAAAGCGAAACCGAGGGAACUGAGGAGUAACAGCACGGGUAAAAAGAAGGUUGAGGUAGAGAAUAAUAGAAACAAGAGUUCAUCUAAACGGAAGCAAUCGAAAAAAGAAGCAGAGGAAGUGACUGAUGCAGGUAGGGAAAACAAUCAACAGCCAAAGAAAAGAAACAGAAGAUGAAAUAGAUGAUUCAUUGUGGUUAAGUAUUGUACAUUUGAUAUGCCAGAUAUAUUCAUCAAUCCUAAUAACAUUAGUGUUUAUGAGAAUUCAUAGAUCUUUUCAGAAUUUUCAUAAUUUACCAGUUUAGUUUUUCUUUGACCAA